Molecule: messenger RNA, 2181 nt
Organism: Sesamum indicum (sesame)
Lineage: Eukaryota; Viridiplantae; Streptophyta; Magnoliopsida; Lamiales; Pedaliaceae
Molecular function (GO): lipid binding
Source: RefSeq, a predicted model, not a curated record
GCACAUUGAACAAAUCCAAACAGUCCAGCAGUCAACUCAAUAAGGCAACAGCUGGCGCCCUCUCGCCGUCAUCAAUCCAAAGCCACUGGUUAUUCUUGUGCUGCAGAAGCGUUGGAUUUGGCGGUGCAAUUCGGAUAAACUUUUUCCUUUCUUGUUUCUAUCUUUAGUUCUUGGCUAAAUCCUUUUCGACGAGAAACACGUUAUUGGGUGACGACGACUCCAACAAAGAUUGAGAUAGAAUCAAGCUUCCCCCGCGAGCUAGAUAAGCGGAAUUUUAACAUUUCAUGUUUCCUUCCUUCCUUCCUUCUCGUGAGAUACUCUGUACAUACCCUUUUGAUAUCUAUCUGUGUUUGAUUUCUUGGAUACCCUCUUUUUUCAAUCUUUUUUUUUUCCUUGUUUUUCGUUUUCCCCCUUUUGUUCUGCUGUUGUGUGAUUAUUGUUUGUGAGGUUGAGUAGUUAUGGCUUUGGUUGAGGCGUUCUUGGAGAUUCUGAAGAGGCCCACAAUUUGGGGGAUGAUAAUAGGGAUGAUACAGUUUCUGGGACCUGUUUGGAUUGCUUUUCUGGUGGGUAUAAUGGUGGGAUGGGUUUGGAAACCUAGGUGGGCUAGCUUAGGGAAUUGUAAAUUUGAAUUUUCAGCACCUUCUUCACCUGCUGCUGUGAUUCCUUCUCCCGUUCAAGGAUUUGGUUCGACCCAGAGCUUGGAUUCUUGCAAGGCCAAGGUUGCAAAUUUUGGUUCUUAUGCGUCGGAUAAUGGAAUGGGGAAGGAACAAAUUGCUUCGCAGGCAGUUGAUGACCCCGUUUGCAGUUCAUCAGAAUUAGGAAAGGAAGACAGUGUGCUUAUUACAUACGAGGAUUUAGAACAUCUAUGCCAUCUGGUUGAGAGGAAAGAUGCAGGCCCCCCAUGGAAGCAUGUGAUGGAUCGUUCAACCCAAAAUAUGAGAUACCAGGCAUGGCAGAGAGAACCUGAGACUGGUCCUCCUCAGUAUUGCAGCAGAACUGUUUAUGAGGAUGCAACUCCUGAAUUAUUAAGGGACUUUUUCUGGGAUGAUGAAUUCCGACUGAGGUGGGAUGAUAUGCUUGUACAUGCUUCAAUUUUGGAAGAAUGCCCCACAACAGGAACGAUGAUGGUUCAUUGGAUACGGAAGUUCCCAUUUUUCUGUAGUGACAGGGAAUACAUUAUAGGCCGUCGAAUAUGGGAGUCAGGAAGAUCGUAUUACUGUGUCACUAAGGGGGUUCCCUGUCUUUCUGUUCCGAGGAGGGACAAACCGAGACGGGUUGAUCUUUACUACUCGAGUUGGUACAUCCAAGCAGUGGAGUCAAGAAAAGGAAAUGGGCAGUUGUCUGCUUGUGAGGUGAUACUCUUCCACCAUGAAGACAUGGGCAUCCCAUGGGAAAUUGCAAAAUUUGGGGUGCGUCAGGGUAUGUGGGGAGCGGUGAAAAAUAUCGAGCGUGGUUUCCGUGCUUACCAAAAGCAUAGAUUAUCUGGAGCACCCAUCUCCCGUCAUGCAUUUAUGGCUCAAGUUAACACAAAACUUGACCCGGACUACAUGAAGAUUUUGGAAGGUGAAGGAGAUUCAUCAGAAACACAAUCACAAGACUUGGCUGAUGAGAAACCAAAGCGUGUGAACAUACCCAAGCUCCUAAUAAUUGGUGGGGCUGUUGCCGUUGCCUGUAGUCUCGACCGAGGACUCUUGACUAAGACACUCAUAUUCGGUGUCGCAAGAAGGUUUGGAAACAUUGGUAGGAGAGCAUGUCCGGCGGCAAACUGACAAUAUUUAUUUACAAUUUUCAUUUCUUCUUUUCUUGGUUGACCAAUUAGUUUAGAAUUUUCACACGCUUCCUAAGGAGCUGAUGUUUCUUUCGCUGCUGAGGAGCAAUACACAGUGGCAAAACAAUGUUAUAGAAGAGUUGUAAGUUUACAGAUACAUUAUAUACUUGAUCCUACAUGUACAACUCUUUUGUCUAUACAAGUUUGAGUUCUCUAUAAGUAGUUUUCGGCCCCCGGUGAUCUGUUCUCUCUGUUGAAUGGAACCGCUCAUGGCAUAAGCCGUGAUGGCUGGCUGAAAACUGCUGAGAGGCGGCCGGGUAAGUAUUUAUGGUUCUACUUGUGGAGUCGAAGAUGUUAUGUUAUAAAUCGUAAUUCACAAUUUACCCGCAUAUGAUAUAUGAAAUCAUUUGACA